AUGGCCGCUCCUGCCCCGACGGCGCUGACGCUGUGGGCGACGCGCGCCGCGACGGCCGCUGUGCUGUCCUCGGGCUGCGACGCCAUCGACGCGCUGCUCGACGGCGGCUUCCGCUCCGGUCUGCUGACGGAACUCUGCGGCGCCGCGGCGGCGGGCAAGACGCAACUGUGUCUCCAGUUGUUACUUCAGUGCUGUCUGCCGCGCGCGCUCGGGGGGCUGCAGGGCACUGCGUGUUACAUUGGCACCGAAGGCGCGCUGUCGAUCAAGCGACUGCACGCGCUCGCGCACGUCUAUGCACGACGCUACGACCACACGACUGGACUGGCGGUCGGCGGGAAACGGAAACGCGGUGAAGUAGCGCCAGCGGCCACGGCCAGCGACUUCCUGGACGGCAUUUUCGUCGAGCAACUUCACGCGGUGGACGACCUCUUGCGUCUAGUGCAGACGAGACUGCCCGCGCUGCUCGCGGAACAAAACACCAAACUCGUUGUGCUCGACUCGGUCGCGGCCGUCUUUCGUCUCGAGUCCACGUCGUCUGUCAAGGUACAUGCACCUCAUGGCUACAUGUGUGGGGGUGCGGGGGUGUCUGUCGCGUCCCACGUUGCGGUCGUCGCGCCUAUUGUCUCCUCGGCCCGCAAGGGAUCAGCUGUUUGUCUUUACUUGUACUUGUACUUGUACUUGUACUUGUACUUGCACCUGUACUCGUACUUGUACUUGUACUUGUACUUGUACCUGUUUGACGCCGCCGAGCGCGCCCAGACGAUGUUCCACUUGGCCAACUGCAUGCGCAUUCUCAGCGACCAGUACGGCGUCGUGUUCGUGCUGACCAACCAAGUGACGGGCGACUUUGACGCUGCUCGGUCGACGCCGCGUGGCAACGGUCUGCGUCCAGCGCUGGGGCUCUCGUGGUCGCACUGCAUCAACCAGCGGCUGAUGAUUACGAGGAACACGGACUCGACGGACCGAGAGCUCGAGGUGGUUUUCUCGCCGCACUUAGCAGCAGGUACCUGCGUCUUCCAGGUCACGACUGACGGCGUCCGACCUGUAGACCGAGACUGA
Molecule: messenger RNA, 1059 nt
Organism: Hyaloperonospora brassicae
Lineage: Eukaryota; Oomycota; Peronosporomycetes; Peronosporales; Peronosporaceae
Source: the annotation of a GenBank genome assembly